UCUAUCUCUCUCUCUGCGCCCUGUGAGCUGAACGGAGAGGAAGCGUCCCGAGUUUAACGUCGGCUCUGAUUCGGUGGGGGAAUCCCGCGGAGCCCUAGGACCCACCGGAAGAGCUGAACAUGCACUAAAGUUCUCAAACAACCUAAGUAAGCUCCGACAGCAGACAUGGGCAGACCCGAACCUUGCGUGCUAUUCGCCCAGACAUUCGUCCACCCCCACCUCGACGAGUACGUUGACGAGGUGCUGUUUGCUGAACCCGUAGUCAUCACUGCCUGUGAGUUUCUCGAGCAGAGCGCACCCUCGGCUUGUCAAUCUGUAGCACUCGUCGGGGCAACUUCACCUCCAUCAUUUGCUGUGGAAGUGUUCGUUCAAUGCGAGGGCGAGACAAGGUUUAGGCGUCUCUGCCAGCCCUUUUUGUAUUCUCAUUCUUCUUCAAAUGUGCUCGAAGUCGAGGCUGUGGUAACUAACCAUCUGGUUGUACGGGGCAGCUAUCGCAGUCUAAGCCUAGUAGUUUAUGGGAACACAGCAGAGGACCUUGGCCAGUUCAAUAUAGAAUUUGAUGAUAGCUCUUUGACAAAUAUAGUUAGUUCGGUUGAGGGAAAUCUCGAGGAUCUUCCUUUGCCCCUACAUUCUACUAAUUUCACAAAUGAUGAAUUCGUGUGCUCUCUGCACGCAUUGCCUCAGUCUGUUAGUGUUCUGGACAUAUCUGUUGAGGUUAAGCAACUUCUGCAAUUAGUACUAAAGAUACUAGAAGUUGGGGAACAUGGGGAUGCCGCAUCUAAGGUUGUGGGUGCUGUAUUAUCAGCUGGUUCUGCUUAUAUCUCUCAUGAUUUAUCUAGCGCAAUCAUCAAUCAGAAAACUCUUAGUUGGGGCAGAUCCAAAGACAGCAGGGAGCUGCAAACAGCUAUCAGUGAGUCCAAAAGAGAGCUUCUUGAGCUCUAUAAAGUUGUUCAGCAUGAAUCAGGAGAUAUGCUGGCAGAGUCAUCAAUUGGAUCCUCUUUACUUGAGAAUGAUGAUCAUCAAGUUACUUCAAAGCUUUUGGUAGAUAUGUUUCAUCGACAUUUCCAAUUUGAAAAUGAUUCCCGUAUUGUUGGACAUCCCUCGCUCUCAAAGAGCAAGAAUGUCUUCUUGUGGUUGAGUGUGGCUCUUCUGCUGUGCUCUAGUAGAGAGAGCUGCUUUCACUUUGUCAAUGAGGGUGGAAUGGAGCAACUUACACGAGUAUUCUGCCAUCAAUUGCAAAAUUCGGCUGCUACUGUGUUGCUUCUCCUAGGAGUCAUGGAGCAGGCAACUCGUCAUUCAAUUGGAUGUGAAGGCCUUUUGGGUUGGUGGCCUCGUGAAGAUGAAAAUAUCCCAUUGGGUAUAAGUGAAGGUUAUAGUCAGCUGUUGAAGUUGUUACUGCAAAAGCCACGUCAUGAUGUGGCUUCCCUUGCAAGUUACGUUCUUCGCCGUCUUAGAACUUAUGAAGUUGCAUCAAGAUAUGAGUAUGUAGUUCUCUCUGUUUUAAGAGGUCUCUCCACUGACGGUAUAGUUACCAGCACUUCCAUGGAUUUGCUUGCCAGUGCCAAAUCUCAACUCAAGAAUCUUCUGAAGCUGGUGAAGUCACAUGGUCCAAUUGAAGAUCCUUCUCAAGUAGCUCGUGCAUGCCAAUCAUUGAUACUUGGUCAAAAUGAAGGGUCGUUGUCAUAUAAAGCCACCAGUAGCUUGAUCACUUGGUCAAGUUCUUUCCUUUUCAAUUGGGACGUUGACUCGCAUUUGCUGACCCUUCUCAAGGAGAGGGGAUUUUUGCCUUUGUCUGCUGCAUUGUUGUCCUCUUCAGAAUUGCGUUCAGAAGUGGGACAUACAAUGUACUUAUACAUGGAUAUAACAUUUUCCAUUGGUGCAAUAAUUUUUUCACUGCUCCUUUCUCGUUCAGGUUUACUUUUUCUUGCGCAUCAGGCUGAACUUUCUGCCAUGUUAAUUCAGGCCCUUAAGGGUGCUGAUUCUAAGAAAAAGGAUGACUGCCUUCCACUUCGAUAUGCAUCCAAUUUAAUAUCUAAAGGUUUCUUCUGUGGGCCCCGUGAAGUUGGAAUGAUUCUUGAGAUGCAUCUUAGAGUGAUUAAUGCGAUUGAUCAUUUGCUGAUAUCGGCGCCACAAUCUGAAGAGUUUCUGUGGGUUCUGUGGGAACUUUCCGCCUUUUCUAGAUCUGACUCUGGUCGUCAAGCCUUACUUGUUCUUGGACAUUUUCCAGAGGCUAUUUCAGUACUGAUUGAAGCAUUGCAGUCCGUCAAGGAACUAGAGCCUGUCGCAAAGACAACAGGAGCUUCACCUUUGGAUGUUGCAAUCUUUCACUCAGCAGCAGAGAUUUUUGAGAUCAUUGUUACGGAUACCAUUGCAUCUUCUUUAGGUUCUUGGAUUGGAUAUGCAGUUGACUUGCACAGAGCUCUGCAUUCCUCGUCGCCAGGGUCCAAUAGAAAAGAUGCUCCUACUCGGCUUUUGGAGUGGAUUGAUGCUGGGGUGGUUUAUCACAAAAACGGGGCCAUUGGUCUGUUGCGCUAUGCUGCUGUAUUAGCUUCAGGAGGAGAUGCUCACUUAACAUCAACUAGUAUUCUAGUCUCAGAUCUGAUGGAUGUUGAGAAUGCCAUUGGAGAUUCUUCUGGGGUUUCUGACCUUAAUGUCCUGGAGAAUCUUGGAAAAAUAAUCUCAGAGAAGACAUUUGAUGGAGUGGUACUCCGCGACAGUGCUGUGGCACAGCUUAUUACAGCAAUUCGGAUUCUGGCAUUCAUUUCUGAAAACUCCACUGUUGCUGCAGAGCUGUAUGAUGAGGGUGCCAUCACAGUUGUGUACGCAGUUUUAGUCAACUGCAGAUUCAUGCUUGAGAGGUCCUCAAACAGCUAUGAUUACCUUGUUGAUGAUGGAACUGAAUGUAACUCUACAUCAGAUUUACUGUCGGAACGAAAUCGCGAGCAGAGUUUGGUGGAUCUCUUAGUUCCUUCCAUGUUAUUGCUGAUCACCCUUCUGCAGAAAUUACAGGAAGCAAAUGAGCAGCACAGAAAUACAAGGUUAAUGAAUGCGCUACUGAGAUUGCAUCGGGAAGUAAGCCCCAAGUUAGCUGCUUGUGCUGCAGAUCUAUCCUCUCCAUAUCCCGAUUCUGCCCUAGGAUUUGAAGCUGUGUGCCAUCUCAUUGUGUCUGCACUUGCUUAUUGGACGGUUUUUGGGUGGACUCCUGGCCUCUUCCACUCCCUGUUAACUAAUGUUGAAGCCACUUCCCUGAUGGCCUUGGGCCCUAAGGGAACCUGCAGUCUGCUCUGUCUUCUGAAUGAUUUGUUUCCUGAAGAAGGUGUAUGGCUUUGGAAGAAUGGCAUGCCUUUAUCGAGUGCCCUCAGAACUUUGGCUGUUGGGACAAUAUUGGGACCUCACAAGGAAAGAGAGGUCUCCUGGUAUCUGAAGCCGGAACAUCAUGAGAAGGUGCUUUCGCAAUUGAUUCCGCACCUUGGCAAAAUUGCAGAAAUUAUCCAACAUUAUGCCAUUUCUGCACUGGCUGUGAUACAAGACAUGCUAAGACUUUUUAUCGUUCGUGUUGCAUGUCAAAAAAUCGAAAAUGCUUCUAUCCUACUCCGCCCAAUAUUUUUGUGGAUUCAUGAGAAUGUCUCGAACUUAGCAUUUCCAUCUGAAAUCGAUGCUUACAAGAUUUACAGAUAUCUUGAUUUUCUCGCUAGCUUGAUAGAGCAUCCACAGACUAAGGCUCUCUUGUUGAAGGAGGGAAUCAUUCAGGUUUUGGAGAAAGUCAUGGAAAGGUGUUUGGAUUCCCUUGAUUUAGAAGGGAAAGAGUUUCCUGAGAACAAUAAUUCGGCUGAUCUUGGUUUUACCGUGUUUAGUUGGUGCCUCCCUGCAUUAGAGUCAAUGUCACUGCUCUGUAGCUCUAGAAAACUACAAUACUCUGGGAGAACUGAUUUGCAAAAUCUCGAUUUAACUGCUGGAGAUUGUGGAUUGAUUAUACCCUUCCUUCUCAAGUUUUUCCAGGUCUUACCAAGAGGUAAAGAGUUGGUGGCUUGUGUCAGAGCUUUCAAAGAAUUGGUUUCUUGCGCUGAAGGUCGCAAGGCUUUCUUGGACACUUUCUCUUACGUCCACUCCGAUGGUGAAGUGCAUGAACAGAAGAACGUAUGUGAAAGUAAUCCAAAUAAUGAACCCAGGGGUUCACGGUGGACAAGGCCUCCCCCCUUGUUGUGCUGCUGGAAAAAGCUUUUUGAUUCGUUCCUUUCGAAGGAUGAUCUCUCGACAUCUUCAGUGGAGGCCAUUGAUGUAUUGUCUGAAGGAUGUCUGUCCUUCUGUAGAGAUGGGAAAAUAUUAAACUUGAGAGGCUUUGCUGUAAUGAAGUAUCUAUUCGGGCUCUCGGAAGAUGUAAACAUGGGGGGUGAUUCUCUCGAAGAAAACAUGGAUUACGUAAAGGCGGUAACUACUGUUUUGAAUUCCAAGGUUGCGGUGUCGGCAAACUCAUUGCUAGGGCUACUGCAGAAACCUACUGGCACCGUUGAUACGGCUGACAUAUUUUCCUCUGAAGCUCCUACUGCGCCAUCAAAUGACAUUUUUUCUUCGUCAAAGAUUAAUCUGAUGGGAGAUAGGAGUUCUGACAAGUCUGAAGAUUUCCUUAAGAUGGGAGGACUUUUGGACAAGUUCCUGUGGGAGUGUCCAGAAAACAUGCCCGACAAGGGUGGAGCUCUUCCUGCAAAAAGGAAGCUGACAUCGAUGGAAGCCCUAGGAAGACGUGGCCGAGGAGAAAACUCACCCACAGACAUCUCAGCCUCAAGUUCGUUUGCCCGUGGGUCUGGCCCAUCUUCUGCACCCCCAGGUCCCACACGCAGGGAUACCUUUCGGCUGCGGAAACCAAACACAAGCAGGCCACCCUCUAUGCACGUUGACGACUAUGUGGCGAGGGAGAGGAAUGUUGAUGGUGGAACUGAUGUAAUUGCGAUUCCACGGGCCGGAUCCUCAAGCGGGAGGCCCCCGUCCAUUCAUGUGGAUGAGUUCAUGGCUCGACAGAGAGAGCGUCAGAACUCUCUUACGACGGCAGUUGUGGGGGAGGCAGUUACCCAACUGAAGGCUUCAACUCCAGCUCUAGCUCAGAGUGGUGAAGCUGAGGAAGCGAGAGUAAGCAAGAAGGAGCUGAAGGCCACUACGGAUCUAGAUGAUGAUAUCAAUAUCGUCUUUGACGGUGAAGAUUCUGAACCCGAUGAUAAGUCUUUAUUUCCUCAGUUGGAUGAGAACUUGAACCAGUCUGCCCCAGCAAUUCUUGAUCAGAACUCUCCUCGUUCCAUUGUUGAAGAGACUGAAAGUGACGUUCAGGAGAGCGGUCAAUUCUCUCGUAUGGGGACACCAGUGGGGUCCAACGCUGAUGAGAACAACAAUGUUCAAAGCGAGUUCUCAUCAAGGAUGUCUGCUGCUUCACGUGUGGUGGAAAAGCGGUUGACCCGAGAACCAAGCAUUACUUCAGAGAAGAAGUUUGAUCAACCCAGUGAUCAGAAGGAUGCAAUGGCAGCAAAUAGCUCAGGUUUUUCAGCGUCCAUGUAUCCAUCAUCAGGACGGGGACGAACAGAUUCAAGGAUGAGCCCACAAAUAUCGUACCCAAAACAAAGCCCACAACAUUCAGCGAGUAAUUUGCCAAUUGGUGGGGGACAACAAGGACCAGCCUAUGACCAGAAAUAUUUGCAGAGCCAACCACCUUUACCUCCGAUGCCACCUCCACCAACAUUGAUGCCUCAGUCAUCUGAUUCAGUUCCUCCUCAAUCUAACCUCAUGAUGGAUGGGCAGCAGGCUGUCCCUUCUCCAUAUCAGGUUCCAUCAGAUUAUUUACCUGUUCGACCACCGCUUCCUCCUACGCCACCCCCAUUUUUGUCGAGUCCUUAUAACAUAAAACCUUCGACCCUGCAACCUUCUCUCUAUGGUCAGACAAGUGCUGGAACAACGGAGUUUGCCCAAUCCUCUGCUAUCCCGAUUCCACAUUCCAUGGCAGGAACGAGAAUUCCUUCCUAUCCUCCACCUCAAUUAAUGACGCCAAUGGUUUUUAACCGCCCGGCUUCUGUCCCGAUGAACUUCUAUGGAAGCUCGCCAAUGGAUAACCCAACUGUUCAGUCGAUGCAUUCUCUUCCUCAGCUGCAGCCUCUUCAGCCGCCUCUUAUCCCUCCACAGCCACCGCCACAUCAUAUCAGGCCUCCAACUCAGUCUUCUUCACAGCAAUCGGACCAAGGGUUAUCUAUGCCGAGCCCCGUUCCAGUGCAGGCGCAUCUAAUGCAGCCGCAGAUGCUACAACAACAGCCUCAAGUCCCAGCAAUUGGCAACGCCUUUUACCAAUCGCAGCAGCCUGAGUCUUCACAUGCUCAGUUGCGUCAACAAGGGCAGGUUUUGCCUCAGCAAGGCGAAGCUGCAUCAAGCCAGCAGAAAGAUUCGGGUGUAUCACUGUCCGAUUAUUUCAAAUCUACGGAAGAUAUCCAGGCUUUGUUGAGCGACCGAGAGAAGCUUUGCCAGCUUUUGGAGCAGCACCCAAAGCUCAUGCAGAUGCUUCAGGAAAGGUUGGGCCAGCUGUAACCCGUAGAGGUUUUUGCUCUCGUGAAGUCGGGAGUUGGAUCAGCUGCCGAGCUGAAAUCCCUCCCCUCGACAUGUUUCACCUCGUGUUCGUGAACUAGCCAUGGGAGAACAAUACGUACUCUCAAGAGGCUUGUUGCACUUGGAACUCAUAGUGUUGUAUGUCCAUUAUUGUCCAUGAAACUUGUACAUAUGUACAAUUUUGUCUCCAAUUAUCUAGAACUUCACGAGCCCAUAUUUGUACUA
Punica granatum (pomegranate) is the source of this 6801-nucleotide messenger RNA. The record is from RefSeq and is a predicted model, not a curated record. Lineage: Eukaryota; Viridiplantae; Streptophyta; Magnoliopsida; Myrtales; Lythraceae.